AUGCCUUACUAUACACCUCCAUUCAACGUUGGAGCGAAGCUUGCAAGAAGACUGCAACUGAGUCUUUCUCCUGGUGAUGAGUUCGUAGUUACUUGGGAGCAACACAUCAACCAAACACGAUAUCAUCAACUGCGGCUGAGUUCAUUGAACUGCAGCAAAUGCAUCAUGAACAAAAUAAACGAGGUCAGGAAAGUUACUGGCUAA
Cylicocyclus nassatus is the source of this 204-nucleotide messenger RNA. The record is from the annotation of a GenBank genome assembly. NCBI's taxonomy places the organism in Eukaryota, Metazoa, Nematoda, Chromadorea, Rhabditida, Strongylidae.